UCCUCCUCCUCCUGCUGCUCCUCCUCCUGCUACUCCUCCUCCUCCUCCUGCUACUCCUCCUCACCACCAUCACUUUACUCCUGCUGUCGGACUCGGGCCCGUAACCUCCUCAGCGCCUCCUCCUCCUGCAUGACUGUCACAAAGAUGUCAUGGCGUCCGUCCUACCGAACCUCCAAGUUUAGAAAUGUCUACGGAAAAGUGGCCAACCGAGAGCACUGCUUCGACGGCGUCCCCAUCACCAAGAACGUCCAUGACAACCACUUCUGUGCCAUCAAUGCCAAGUUCCUGGCCGUUGUCACUGAGAGUGCUGGUGGCGGCUCAUUCAUCGUGAUACCCAUAUCCCAGUCUGGACGUCUGGACUCUCACUAUCCCAAAGUAUGUGGUCACCAUGGAAACGUGUUGGACAUUAAAUGGAAUCCCUUCUUUGAAAACAUCAUCGCCUCAUGUUCUGAGGACACAUCGGUGCGGGUGUGGGAGAUCCCAGACGGCGGUCUGCGGCGGAACAUGACAGAGGCGGUUCUGGAGCUAUACGGUCACAGCAGGCGGGUGGGUCUGAUCGAGUGGCACCCCACCAGCAGCGGGAUCCUCUUCAGCGCCGGAUACGACUACAAGAUCUUGAUCUGGAACCUGGAGAUCGGCGAGCCGGUGAAAAUGAUCGACUGUCACGCUGACGUCAUCCUCAACAUGUCCUUCAACACGGACGGCAGCCUGCUGGCCACCAGCUGUAAGGACAGGAAGCUGCGUGUCAUUGAGCCACGCUCGGGCAGAGUGCUGCAGUCCGCCAGCUGUAAGAACCAUCGCGUGAACCGGGUCGUGUUCCUCGGCAACAUGAAGCGCCUGUUGACCACAGGGGUUUCCCGCUGGAACACCCGGCAGAUCGCACUCUGGGAUCAGGAGGACUUGUCCAUGCCGAUCGUGGAGGAGGAGAUCGACGGACUGUCGGGACUGCUGUUUCCAUUCUACGAUUCCGACACCCAUAUGCUGUACCUGGCGGGAAAGGGCGACGGAAAUAUCCGUUACUUUGAACUGACUACAGAGAAGCCGUACGUCCAGUACCUGAUGGAGUUCCGGUCCCCGGCCCCACAGAAAGGACUCGGUGUGAUGCCAAAGCACGGGCUGGAUGUGGCGGCCUGCGAGGUGUUCCGUUUCUACAAACUCAUCACCCUCAAAGGCCUGAUCGAACCCAUUUCCAUGAUUGUGCCAAGGAGGUCAGACACGUACCAGGAGGACAUCUACCCAAUGACCGCUGGAACAGAACCCGCACUGUCUGCCACCGAGUGGCUGAGCGGCAUCGACAGAGAGCCGGUCUUGAUGUCUCUUAAGGACGGCUUCCACCGGCCAAACCAGUUAGUGUUUAAAGCUCCGGUGAAGGAAAAGAAGAAUGCAGUUGUGAAUGGAAUCGAUCUGCUGGAGAACGUGCCACCGAGGACGGAGAACGAGCUCCUGCGGAUGUUUUUCCGACAGCAAGAUGAGCUGCGGCGGCUUAAAGAAGAGUUGGCUAAGAAGGACGUACGAAUACGGCAACUGGAGCUGGAGCUCAACAACCUGAAGAACGUCAGCCCCAGCAGCAUUUGACCUCCUGCCCCUGACGGACCGCAGAGCUUCUGAUCCCGUCUCCUUAUUUGCUGCCCCCUACAGAGCACACCGGGAUAUGAGACAUGCUGGGCAACGACAUGAACGCCGCUGCACGUGGCCUCCAACACACGUGGAGAGUAAAAGAAAAGAAUCUUUGUGGAUUUCUGCAGUGAAGACAAACACAGCAAAGCGAUGGUUCCAAAACUGUGGGUGGAGCCUUUACUGAGGGCAACCAAUGAGUGGUUGGGAAAAAUACUUAAAGUGCAUUAAAAGAUGAACAAGAAUG
Molecule: messenger RNA, 1861 nt
Organism: Thalassophryne amazonica
Lineage: Eukaryota; Metazoa; Chordata; Actinopteri; Batrachoidiformes; Batrachoididae
Gene: coro2ba
Product: coronin, actin binding protein, 2Ba
Exons: 12
Coding region: 130-1575 (481 amino acids)
Biological process (GO): actin filament organization
Molecular function (GO): actin filament binding
Source: RefSeq, a predicted model, not a curated record